GUUCACCGGCUGAUACUGUCCAUGAGGAGCCCAGUGUUCGAAGACCUACUGCUCCACGACGCAGAGAAUAAAGGCAAUGUAGUUCCCCUUAAGGAUGACUCUCCAGCAGCUAUGCACUGGUUGCUAAACCAUAUCUACUCAGACAAGCGAGAAAUUGAAAGUAUAGAUCUUGCGUUACAAGUCCUCGGUUUGGCGGACAAAUAUAUGGUUGCCAGUGCCUACGACACAUGUAUGAGGUACCUCCAAACGAUCGUGAAGCGCAACAAUGUGCUCAAGAUUUACAAGCACCUGGUCCAUCUCUUCUCCGACAACGAGUCCCUUCGGAGCCUUUGCAGGAGGGUCUUCAUGGACAACGGCAACGCGGUGCUGUUAUCUCAGUCGCUCCUGGAUCUGUCUCCUGAAGCCUUGAGCCAACUUCUUCAGGAGCCUUUGAGAGUCACCUCGGAGGCCGUCAUUCUCAAGGCUCUGGUCUCCUGGGGAAACGCCCAGUUAAAGCUGAAAGGAACGCCCAACACACCCGAGAACCUCCGCCAAGAGAUCCGUCCGUUCCUGCCAGAAAUUCGCUUUUUCACGAUGACCUCCGACGAGUUCGUGCAGAGCGUGGUCACGGCGGACGUCCUCUCGCCGGAAGAGAGCGUGUUCGUGCUCAAACACAUCGCCAAGCCCAGCGGGGACGCCAGCGGGGCGGUGGCGCUCAACCUCAACCCGUCUAGAGAGGACAGGUCGUCACUGAUCAGCAAGGAUCAGAUGCGAACGUGCGUGUGCGAGGGCGUGAGCAAGUCUUGGCUGAGGGAUUCCUCCUACACGUUCCACUUCGUUCCCGACGACAACAUAGUGCUUUUGGCCUUGAAGAUCCAGCUCAAUGGUGGCAGCGAGGAGAUUCAGCUCGAAAUCCGAAAAGAAGAAGCGAAAUCCGCUCCUCUGUGCACGAUGAAGAGCCGAGGCAACAACAUUACGUUCAAGAACCCUGUUCAUCUCAGGGAAGCAGUCACGUACGUCUUCACCCUGCACACGACCGAUGCGGAGACGGCGCUGUAUGGGGCCAAGUUCGCCAGGAAGGAGUAUGAGGAAAAUGGAUUCCACAUCGCCAUCGGCCCGGGAAUUUUCAUACAGGCUGUGGUGUUCAUCUAAAGCAUUUCUCAUCUGUGUUUAAUUUCCAGCGUGUAAGUUUCAAGUGUUAGUUUCAUUUAAUAUAGAACACAUAUCAUCUACAUGUAGUGUACGUUAACACGUCUUAAGCAUAUAAAAAAGUUUUAGCAC
Penaeus vannamei (Pacific white shrimp) is the source of this 1260-nucleotide messenger RNA. The record is from RefSeq and is a predicted model, not a curated record. Lineage: Eukaryota; Metazoa; Arthropoda; Malacostraca; Decapoda; Penaeidae.